Messenger RNA from Halichondria panicea, 1645 nucleotides. RefSeq names its product neutrophil cytosol factor 2-like. The record is from RefSeq and is a predicted model, not a curated record. The transcript has 9 exons. Gene Ontology annotation, biological process: superoxide anion generation. Gene Ontology annotation, molecular function: protein binding; superoxide-generating NADPH oxidase activator activity. Lineage: Eukaryota; Metazoa; Porifera; Demospongiae; Suberitida; Halichondriidae. Bases 109 to 1554 code for a protein of 481 amino acids.
UAAGAACUCUAUCUGGAAAGUAAUAUUGAAAAGAAACUCUGAGCUUGAGCUUCGAAGUUUAAUAAGUUGAAAUUAACAAGUUCUUUUACAGACUGUGAGAUACUAGCUAUGUCUCUCAAGGACACGAUAGAGCAGUGGAGUGCCGGUAUUGCGUAUGCUGAGGCUGGUCAAUAUGAUGAGGCUGUGGAUAAAUGGACUGAAAUGGCAGAACCUGGAGCCAAGAUUCACUUCAAUGUAGCUUCCAUGUUUCUAAAGCUGGGUGAUUUGGAAAAUGCUGAGAGGAAUCUGGAGCUCUCAGUCAAGAAGGAUCCGCAUUUGGCUCUGUCAUAUUUCCAGAAGGGCUGCAUUCAUUUGCAGAAAUCUAGACACUCUGAAGCCAUGCUUGACUUUGAGUCCACGAUGAAGAACCUCCGUGGUAAUCUGCUCAUUGACUACAAACAGUUGGGGCUCCAAUACAAACUGUAUUCUUGUGAGGUACAGUACAACCGAGCAUAUACACUGUCCAAAAUGGGGCGGGCAGCUGAGGCUAAGAAAGAGCUCGAGGAGGCCAAAGAAUCGGCUGCAAACUUCUCUGAGAGCAGGCACAAAAUCAUCUUGUCAGCUCUCGAGAACAUCAGAACCCGUACACCUUUGCUGCCUUACAAGCUGCCGGAGAAGACACUGCUUUUCCAUCCACCAAAGAACAAAACUGAAGGAAUGAAACCAGUCAAUUUCCUAGGAAAAGCGAAGGUUGUAUCAUCAGUAGUGGACCAAGACUCAUAUGUGGGGUUUGUAGGAGUACAAGGUCACAAGUCACCCUCCUCCUCCCCAAAACCUCCCAGCAAGGCCUCCAAAUUACCCAAACCUGAGGUGCCCCCACCUGCCCCCAGUAUGAAGAUACGACCACGUGUUUCAAGUCUCAGCAACCAAAAUACCUCCUUCAAGAACUCGUCAGGUAUACGCCCCCCUAAGCCCGAUCUCCCUCCGCCCCCAUUUCAUCCUGACGGGAAUGUAUUGAAAGAAAAUGGUCCUCCUAGGACCAGCCCGUUGAAACACACCAAGCCUGAACUGAAUGCUCACCGUCCACAGAGCCGAUCACCUUCACCCAAAUUUCCCCAGCAACCAUCAACGAUGACUGUCAAAGUGCACUACUCGACGACUAGGGCCCUUCGUUUGAGCAGCACCAGCUCUUAUAACCAGCUGGAAGAAGCCAUUUGCAAUAAGUUCAGUGUUCCUCAGGGCUCUCUGACUCUUUGGAGUAUCAAGAAGAAUGGAGACCGCAAAGAAGUGGCAAACGAAGCAGUCUACAAGCAGGUUGUCAAGAAUCUGGAUGAUGGCUUCAGACUGACACUAUGGGCUUAUGACAAGCAUGAGUCAUCGCCUGAGAAUGAUGCUGAGGAGGUGAUUAGAGAGAUGGUGGCUAUUUACGAUUACACGGGACAAUUUGAGGAUGAACUGUCUUUCACAGCCGGGGACAAGAUUCAAGUCACCACAGAGAUCAACAAUGAGUGGUGUGAAGGAUCCUGCAAUGGAGCCUCUGGGAUAUUCCCUCUGUCCUUUGUAAAGGCUGCAUAAACUAAUUAGAAUGUUUUUGAACAGAUCAGGAAUCAUUCUUUUGCUGAUUUUUGCUUUAUUUUUUAUUUUCAUGACAAAUGAAUAAGAUGGG